AUGCCUGAGCAAGCGGUAGUGACCUUGCGCUACGGGCCCUACAGCGCAGUGGGCCUCUCUGUGGAGCACCGCACCUACCGACUGCAGGGUCUGCAAGCUGUGUUGGCCAAAGACGGACAUCAGAUCAUCCUGGAGCAGAUAGAAGACUGGAACCUGGUGGAGCUCGUGGUAAAUGAGGAGACGGUCUUUCAGUGUGAUAUCCAAGAACUGGAGUUUGGGGGUGACGGUAAACUAGACCCACUGUGUGAAGAAGCCAGGAUCGCUGUUCUGAAUGCCUUCUGA
Molecule: messenger RNA, 282 nt
Organism: Apodemus sylvaticus (European woodmouse)
Lineage: Eukaryota; Metazoa; Chordata; Mammalia; Rodentia; Muridae
Gene: C8H10orf53
Product: chromosome 8 C10orf53 homolog
Exons: 3
Coding region: 1-282 (93 amino acids)
Source: RefSeq, a predicted model, not a curated record